This is a messenger RNA of Schistocerca gregaria, 6618 nucleotides long. RefSeq names its product ATP-binding cassette sub-family C member 4-like. The coding region runs from base 766 to 4980 and encodes 1404 amino acids. Gene Ontology annotation, molecular function: ABC-type transporter activity; ATP hydrolysis activity; ATP binding. Gene Ontology annotation, biological process: transmembrane transport. Gene Ontology annotation, cellular component: membrane. Lineage: Eukaryota; Metazoa; Arthropoda; Insecta; Orthoptera; Acrididae. The transcript is spliced from 25 exons. The record is from RefSeq and is a predicted model, not a curated record.
CUCAUUAAUAACUGCAGUAACGUCCGUUUUAUUGAGAAGUGUUUGAGGUGUAUCAAAAACACAUACAAAAAGCAGUACCUUUAACAAGCUUAUUCUCACAUGAUUGCUCUUGUGCUCUUCAUUGAGCUGUUUUAGCACGAGCUUGCACAAACUUUACGAAUGUUGAGAUUUUUAUGUGUGGCGUCAUAUGCAGAAACAUGACGUUUUUGCAUUUCUUUUGCUACUUCAUCAAUAGUCACUCGAUAGUUAUUCAAAAUUAUGCGACGCACUUGCACAGUUUUGGCAUCAGUUAUGGAUGCGACUGACUCGUGUUUCACGCUCUUUCAGCCGCAUUUGAAUUGUUCAGUCUUCUGGUAAACACUUCGUAGAGGUAAAGCAUCACUCCAGUACUGUACUAAAAGUCGUCAAUGCAUUUCGAGUUCUGGUACACACACAGGCCACGAAACAAUAACGGAUUACAAACGGAGAGUGGCGCAGCCAUGUUUACGUCGCGCGAGUGCACAGCAUUGUGAUGCAACAACACUGAUAUUUAGGACAAGCGAAGAGGACAGGGCCAUCUAGCGACUUGCGAACGGACUAAGCGGUACUGCCAACCUACAGACGCUUAGAACGAAACUGAAGAUACUUAUUGGCUGUGCAGGCUCGCGCUAAAACAGCUGACUAAUAAAGCGACAUGAUGAAAAUGGUAAGAAACAAAGUUUGAAAGUAAAUCCUUGAAUGAGCUGCUAGUGCCUAGCAGUGCCCUUCCCUCCUCGCGCUGUUCGCAUGCGCCCACAUCUGUUGCCUGAUAAGCGCGUAUCCUCACUGUGCAACGUUUCGUACGCAGCGGAGUUGCCCGCCAUCCUUACUGGCGGCCGGAGGCCACGCGGCUCAUCACACACUACUCACCAGCCACCACCCAGCAGCCACCAGUCACCGGCCGCAAUGGACGUGGGCAAGAAGCGAACCCGCGACAACCCACGCAAGACGGCCAACCCUCUGUCCGUGCUCUUCUUCUCGUACACGCUCCCGCUUUUUAGAGAGGGUUACUCACGCGAUCUGACAGUCGACGACCUCUUUGAACCCCUAGACGAAGAUACAUCUGCUCUUCUGGGGGACCAACUAGAACAGCAAUGGGAGAAACAGCUCAAGAAGAAGAAACCUAGCCUCAUAGGUGCAAUAGUGCGGACGUUCGGCUUGGAGUACUUCAGAAUGGGAUGUCUUAUAUUUCUCUACGAUAUAGUCCUCAGGAUGCUGCAGCCCCUGAUGUUGGGCUACCUGCUGCAGUACUUCACGCCGCCGCGCACCAUGCCGAGAGAAGAGGCGGUGCUGUACGCCGCCGCCAUCGUCGUCAUCACGGCGCUCAGCACGGUCUCCUUCAACCACUACAUGCUGGGCGCACUCAGGACCGGAAUGCGCAUGCGCACCUCCUGCUGCUCGCUCAUCUACCGCAAGUCGUUACGGCUGAGCCGCACGGCGCUGGGUGAGACGGCUGCUGGGCAGGUGGUGAACCUGCUGUCCAACGACGUCAGCCGGUUCGACCUGGUGUCCGUGUUCAUGCACAGCAUGUGGUGCGCGCCAGUCACCGGCUGCAUCUGCGCCUACUUCAUCUACUCCAUGAUUGGUGCUUCCGCCUUCGUUGGAAUUGGCCUGGUCUUCGUCAUCGUGCCUACGCAAGCGUAUCUGGGCAAGCUCUCAUCGAAAUACCGCAGUCAGACGGCGCUAAAAACAGACAAGAGAGUCCGUCUCACGGAUGAGAUCAUUUCCGGAAUGCAAGUGAUAAAAAUGUACGCCUGGGAGAAACCUUUCGCUAAGCUAAUUGAGCUGGCCAGAAAGCUGGAGCUGAAGGUUAUCAUUAAAACGUCCUACAUACGUGGAAUUUUUAUGUCUUUCAACCUAUGCACUACACGAGUCGCACUGUGCUGCUCAUUGAUCACAUUUGUACUAACAGGAAACGACCUUACAGCAGACAAGGUGUUCGUUGUUCUGACUUACUUCAAUGUUUUGGCCCAGACAAUGUCCAUGGUGUUCGUUAGAGGCAUAGCUGAAUUAGCUGAGGUGCUCGUUUCAGUCAGGAGAAUCGAGGAAUUCCUGGCGAAUGAAGAGAUCGCUGAAACGGAAACAAAGUCCCGCGUGUUGUUGAACGGAGUGGACCACAAGGAAGGCAAGGAGGAGAAGGUAGACGACGUUGCGGUCCAAUUGGAGAGGGUGACGGCCAAGUGGGUGGAGAGCCUCAGCGACAACACGCUGGACGCCGUGGACCUGCGCGUGCACCGUGGACAGCUGGUGGGCGUCGCUGGGCCCGUCGGCGCCGGCAAGAGCUCCCUGCUGCAAGCAAUCCUGGGAGAGCUGACGGUGAGCGAGGGGACGUGCAAGGCGCGCGGCAGGCUGUCGUACGCAUGUCAGGACCCGUGGGUGUUCGCGGCCACGGUGCGACAGAACAUCCUCUUCGGGCUGCCUUUCGACCGGCGGCGCUACCGAGAGGUGAUCCGGGUGUGCGCGCUGCAGCGAGACCUGGACCUGCUGCCCCAGGGAGACCUCACCGUCGUGGGCGAGCGCGGGACCUCGCUGUCCGGGGGGCAGAAGGCGCGCGUCAACCUCGCCAGGGCUGUUUAUCGCGAUGCAGAUGUAUAUCUUCUUGAUGAUCCACUCUCAGCAGUGGACACCCAUGUGGGAAAACAUCUGUUUGAGGAAUGCAUUGUAAAAUUUUUGCAUAAUAAAACAAGAAUACUUGUGACACAUCAAAUACAAAAUCUACCUCAUACAGAUCAUGUUGUGCUAAUUGAUGCAGGGAAAGUCAAAAUUCAAGGGUUAUAUGCAUCAGUUGUACAAAACCCAGAGUAUGCAAUGAUGCUGAGCCUUUCAGGAAAAAACACAGAUGAAGAUGAGUCUGAAGAGAAUAAAUCAUCACAAACAUUUGGUAGGCAGCUUUCAAGAUUCUCCAGGCAAAUAUCUCGAGCAUCCACACGUAGCGCAUCUUCAUACCACGGAUCCCUGAUAGAAGAAGAAGAGGAUGAAGAAGCACCUGACAUGAUGGAAGCUACAACUAAAGGAGUGGUGAAAAAGUCCCCAUAUGUUGGCUACUUCAGAUCCGGAACCAACUACUUCGUCAUUUUUAUGAUAAUUCUGCUCUUUGCUUUGGCUCAAACCCUUGCCAGUGGAUCUGAUUACUUUAUUUCUUAUUGGACUACACAAGAAGAGACUAGAAUGCUGUAUAUGCAGAAACUGAACAGUUCAUUUGUUAUGAACAGUUCUGCUGUUUACGAUGAGUUACUGGCUGAAAAUAACAUGACAAGCCAGGCAAAUAAUUCACUUAAUGUAAUGGAGUAUGUAACUACUAAUAAUGAAACAAAUCAGGAUAGUCUGUCAGGUGGAUUGUAUGAAACUGAAACUCUUAUUUACAUGUAUGUGGCAAUUAUUGUAGGACUACUUGUCAUUUCAUUCACUCGUUCUCUUACCUUCUACAAUAUCUGUAUUAAAGCAUCAAGGAAACUUCAUGAUACAAUGUUUACUAAUUUGAUGAGAGCACCUAUGCGGUUUUUCAACACAAAUCCUUCAGGCCGUAUACUGAAUCGGUUUUCAAAAGAUAUGGGUGCAAUUGAUGAGAUUCUUCCAAAAGCUAUUUUGGAUGCUACUCAAAUUAUUAUGACCGUAUGUGGAUCACUAAUUAUAGCAGUGGUCAUCAACUGGGUGUAUCUUAUUCCUAUUAUUGUCAUGGGUUUGCUCUUUUGGUUUAUGAGAAAAAUUUAUCUGAGGUCGUCAAUGAACAUUAAACGACUGGAAGGAAUGACUAAGAGCCCUGUAUUUACACAUCUUCUUGCAACUCUGCAAGGACUUACUACCAUAAGAGCCUAUGGUGCGGAGAGUAUACUGAGAGAAGAAUUUGACAAACAUCAGGAUUUACACACUUCAGCUUGGUAUAUGUUUUUGACGACGUCACAGACAUUUGGAUUCACAUUAGAUAUUAUGUCUACCAUUUACAUGGCAUUCAUUUCAUUUAGCUUCUUAUUUCUGGAAGAUCUGUUUAGUGGGCAAGUUGGACUCGCAAUAACGCAAGCCAUGAGCCUUACAGGCAUGAUUCAAUUCGGUAUGCGGCAGUCGGCAGAAGUGGCCAACCAGAUGAUGUCUGUGGAGCGAGUCAUGGAGUACCUUGGUUUGGAAGAGGAACCACUGCUUGAGGCGCCUCCAGAACAGAAAACACCCAAAGACUGGCCAUCAAAAGGGGAAAUAGAGUUCCGACACAUCUACAUGAGAUACGGGCCACAGACAGACCCGGUUAUAGUAGACUUGAAUCUGCGGAUUAAACACGGUGAGAAGGUGGGCGUGGUGGGACGCACGGGGGCCGGGAAGUCGUCGCUGAUCUCGGCGCUGUUCAGGCUGGCGUUCCUGGAAGGUGAGCUGAUGAUCGACGGUCUGGACACGGCCAAGGUCGGCCUGCGGGACCUGCGAGCUCGCCUCUCCAUCAUCCCGCAGGACCCCGUGCUGUUCGCCGGCACGCUGCGCUUCAACCUGGACCCCUUCGACGAAUUUUCUGACGAAGUCCUCUGGAGGACUCUUGACGAGGUGGAGCUGCGCGAGUCGCUGCACGACAGCCUGGGUCUGCAGACGCGCGUGCUGGACCAGGGCAGCAACUUCAGCGUGGGCCAGCGCCAGCUGGUGUGCCUGGCGCGCGCCAUCCUGCGCGACAACCGCAUCCUCAUGCUGGACGAGGCGACGGCCAACGUCGACAACAACACUGAUUCGCUGAUUCAGAAGACCAUUCGCCUCAAGUUUGCACACUGUACGGUACUGACUGUGGCACAUCGUCUCAAUACCAUAAUGGAUUCCGACAAGGUGCUCGUAAUGGAUGCUGGUCGCAUGGUGGAAUUUGACCAUCCUCACCUGCUGUUGCAAAAUAAGGAUGGAUACUUCUACAAGAUGGUGCAGCAAACCGGCCCGUCCAUGGCAGAACAACUGCGAAGAGUCGCUGAAGAGUGCUAUCACGGUACGAUUCGCUUGUAAGGAAGUUGCAGAAGAACAGGGUGUCUAAAACGCUCCUGCCAUGGACAUUUAUUGAUUUAUUUAGGAUGCUGAAAAGUGCUGAAAAGAAAUGGAAUCGGCCAAAGUUGUACAAAUGUACUAUAUUUAAUUUAUUUUUGCAAAUAUAUUAUUUAUAAUUUCCCGAGGUCUGUUUAAAAUGAAAGUGUAAUUUUUCUAUAAUUAAGAUAGUGGUCCUGGGCCACAGAAAGUGGAGAGACGAACUGCUCUGUGGAGAAACUUAAUGUCUAGAUUUUCAGCUUUUAGUUGUGAACUUACGAGUAUGUGAUUGACGUAGAAGACAUUACCAAUUCACCUACGUCUCUCGUCCUUUUAGCAUAGCUCGUAGUAUGAUACCUGACCGUGUUCCUGUCGUAGUGUUGCGUACAACAUAACAGAAUAGAAAUUCUAUUGCGUGAUUAUCAAAUAUAUCUCACGACUGCAUUGCCGACGGGAUACUAGAGGCUAAUAAAACAUAACGACAUAUUUUAGGACUGGAAUACAAUGUUGAGGUUGCGACAGAGCUUUUCCAUAUUCAAAGCGCGUUUGCGGGUAUAAAGUAAACGAUAAUCGAUUUCCUGCAUAUUGAUACAACCGGUUUAACUAUUGCACUCACGGAAACCUGUCUUAACGCUAGAGGAAUGGAAGACAGCUAAUUGAGGUUUACGUUGUUCCUAUCGGCUGUUCAUAUUCCAUGUCCCAAGAAAGCGAUGAGAGCUGGAUCACCCAGUUUUUAACCAACAGAGUUUGUAUCUAGCAUAAGCAUAUCUUUGAGACAUAUUUUGUCAUAAUGCAUAUUCUACUGUUAGUGUACGAUAUUUCUGUAACAAUACGAGGAAGCAAUAAUUUAUUCGGAUCUAGCUAUUCUGAUCAGCUACUCUUGCCACAUUUUCUUCUUAGCAAAAAUAGCACUGCUUAUUUAGGAUGACAAAUAUCGUUCUAACCUAAAAAUUGUAUUCCUUUUCGUCCGAUACUCUUUCUUUCAUCUUAUCCUCCAAAAAAAGACCCCUCAAAGGGGAAUUUGUUACUUGGAAUCUGAAUGAGAAUAAAACUCGGUAUUCACUAAUAUUUAUCUCUUAUACCUGCAUCCAUUUAAGUUUCUCGCUUCUUUGAGACAAGCAGAACAUUUAAUUUGUAUUUUGAAAUAAUGACCAAUUGAUGGAAAUCAUUUAAAAUUCUUUGUGUCAUUCGUAGGAAAUAAAACGACUCCUGGCACUCUGGCCAUCUUGAAACGUGGAAUAGAAUCUCAGUGUUGAUUUCCUAUUUCAUUGUUUUCUCAAAAUAAAAGUGAAACUUCUAAAACUGAUUUGGCAAACACCCGAAUUUAAGUAAACGAAUAAAUCUUUUCAAGGUUUGAUUAGUUUUAAACGCACGUGGCAGAAAACACAACAUGUAGAUAGAAUAAAAGUUAUACCGCCAUACAUCUAAAAUGGAUUACAUCAAAUUCCUGUCAAAAUCGCUUCCAAUUUUUUUCAUGUCUGUAUUGUGAACUUUUUAUACAUUCGUAAAAGUCAACUGUUUUGUAUUAAAAUAAUUUAUAAUGUUUUAAUUGAAGUAUCUGUAUUACUUUUUAUGCAAAAUAAAUCAAUAAAUAAAACAAAAAUAAAGAGAAAUUAUACCAUG